Messenger RNA from Mytilus trossulus (common blue mussel), 3056 nucleotides. RefSeq lists its product as uncharacterized. NCBI's taxonomy places the organism in Eukaryota, Metazoa, Mollusca, Bivalvia, Mytilida, Mytilidae. The coding region runs from base 429 to 1886 and encodes 485 amino acids. The transcript has 2 exons. The record is from RefSeq and is a predicted model, not a curated record.
CUCUAAUACUAAGAAUUUUAAAUAAGCACGUGAUUUGUUGGUUCGCCUGGAGGUGAUGUAUAUAAAUUUGAUAUUUAAAGCAUAUCUUAUCAGUGUAGAUAGUUAUAGCAGCCUUAAAUGUUCAAAUUGAAAAAUGUAUUUGAUAUAUAAAUACGUUUUAUACUGAACUUUGAAAUGCUCGAAGGCACGUAACUCUACAUAAAAACUAAAUAACAUUUUGUGCGUGAUCUGUAAUUUUUCAAUAGUCUGGAUAUUCCCGUCGAGAAAUGAAAAAGUAGUGUCUAUCUAUUCAGCAAUUAGUUUAUUUAAGUAUCACUUUCAUCGCCACAGGACAGUGAGAAAAUGGACGGAAAAUCUAAUAAACACUAUUCAGUUGAGAAAAAUGAGAAGUGUCUAUGUUAAAUCGUAACCUGGUGUAAAUUUCCAAAAUGGGAACGCAAAUAUUUAAUGAUGAAACUGACAAAGAUGCUGAAAGCAUCAUUAAGUAUACCAGACAACCAAAGAAGCCACCAGAGUAUGUGCCUAGGAGUAGAUCAUUGGAUGACUUGCCUGGUGGAUUACGUGUACCAAUACUCAAGAAACCAGAUUCACGUUUUCAACAAAAAUAUGAAGCAAACGUUGCAGGGUUGGAGGAACUUAAAAUGUUACGACAGAAACAUGGGAAAAUGGUGGAAGACAUUACAGCUACAUUAGUCCCUCAGGAAAAGAAUCCGAUAAGAAGUAGUCCAGUCAGAUUAUCGUCUUCAAGUUUAGCUAUUAUCAAAGAAGAGUCACAGGCUAACAGUGAAUUUCAUGUCGAAAACAAGAAUGAUGAAAGUCAGCAUUCCAAAGUCCGGUUUAGUAUUUGUAGUGAUGAUUCACUUAAGGACACUAGCAUGUGUAGUAGCGAGAGUAACGUAAGUGGAAGUAUGGAGUCGCUUAAUCGUUCAUCAAGAGAAAUAGAUGACCAAAUAGAAACUCGCACACAUGAACAAAUCUUAGCAAAUUUUCGAAGAAAUUUCCCGACAGCUCAGUCUCCACAAAUUCAGCCUAGACGAAGGGCCAGUAUUCAAGUGGACACUUUAACUAAUAGUAUGCCACCUCCAGUUGACCGAUCGAUCCGUCCAAAACUUCGUAGGGCAAGCUUCCAAUGCGAAGCUGUUAUCACAAAACAGUUUGAAAGAGGAGAUUCAGUUUCCAAAUUAAUAUCCGAUUUUAAACUUCAAUAUAACUUUCCUUCUCCUGUACAUGCUGUUACAAGACAGUAUGGCAGUUCUUCUGAUAUAAAAAUGAAAGAUAAAAUGGAGACCUCACCCAGUGUUGAGAAAGAUUUGAAAACUAUUCUUACAGAAUGGGCAGGUGAUCAGACGACAAAUAAAAAGCUAACUAAACAAGACGUUUCUAACACUAGUACCAAAGUAAAAACUGAAGGAAAUACAAAAUAUAGAACUGAAACAAAUUCUAUCGGACAUGCGCGUAAUCUCAGUUUUACGUCAGAUUAUUUUGGGUCUACAGAAACAUUAAAUACAACAAAGAGCUUUCCCCUUGCAGCCAAAGGAAAUGAAGGAAUGAAUAUAAGACGCCAAAGUUUACCUGUGAUAUUGACUAGAAACGAGAGUUUGUCUGAAACGGUGCCAAAGUUACCAGAAAGAAGGAGGUCUCUCAUGGACAAUAAGCCAAAUACAAAAAAUAAAAGAGAGUCUAAAAAAGAGAAUAAAAUACAAACACUAAGCACUGAAUCUGAUGAUGGCAUUUUUCAUGACGAGGAUGAACUUACUAAACAAGAAUUGACAAAUAAAGUUCACAAAGCUGACAAGGAAAUGGAUGAUGUUUUUCGUCCUAAAAAACGAAAAGAGCCGAGUAGGCCAGACAUUAAAGUAACUUUGGCGUUGGAAACAGCCUUAUAACUGUGAUAGUAAACAAUAGUCGCUUAUUAUAAUAAAACUUCAAUGCUCUGUUACAUUUGUUAAAUAUGAUAAUAAAAUGUCUGGGUAAGGAAAUUCAUGCCCUAUUUAUUUAAAUAACUAUGUCUUCAUCAUGUUUAUCAGAGUCAGGCGAUGUCCGUCAUUAUAACAUCUUGUGUAACGGUUUUUGAUCUGGAUCCCGAUUGGACAUGAUCCUAGUUUAUCUCGAAGAUGUCAACGUUUUAUAAUACUGAUAAAUAUCUAAUGGCAUAACAGGUGAUAUUCCUGGGGCAACAUACAUACUGAUCAGUAAAAGUAAUAGGAUUUAUUAACAAUGACAAUUUAAGUUGUGGUGUCAACAUAUUACCAUUAAUAAACUACCUAAGUGUUAAGAAUCACUUGACCUAUGUCAAUACUAUAGACCAAGAAGAUAUUUAAUGUUAUUUGUGGUUAUAAUGACCAAAACUCCACAGGUGUCAACUGCGAAAUAUUCAUUAACUCAUUUAAUAGCUAAUAAUCUUUCAUUUCUUUACUUUUAAAGUGCAUUAUAAAAAUGUUAACUAUUUGACAUCUUACCUAUACAUGAUUAUGUGAAAUGUGUGUUUUUUAUAAGACAUAAAAGUACACUUGGCAGGGUCAAUAUAUAUGCAGGUAGUUUUUCUAAAAAAAGGUAAAAUGUCAGGAUUCCACUUUGAAACUUCUGCGUAUAUCAGGAUUUGACUAUUCAAAGGCGGGUCCAGCAUUUUCCAAAGGGAGGAGCAUAAUUCUCAUAAAAAAUAUAUACACAAAAGUGUGUAUAUGUUAUCUUAUAUUGAAAAUUUUAUCAACGAUACUAAACUAAAAAUUUAUAUCGUGAAAAUAUGAAAUUUUUAAGUUUUAGGGCGAUCAAAGUGCUCAGUGUGCUCAGUAGGGGCGUACGCCCACAAGACCCGUCAUUGCUAUUCAACUUAUCAAUCUGAAUGUCUAACAUACAUAGAUUGAGUUGAAAUGUCGAUUCAAUAUAUUGACACACGGACCCCAUGACACAUUGUAAAUAACAACAAAUUGAACUAUAUUCGACUAUUUUUGUUUUUGAACCAUAUUUUUCUUGAAUUAAGCUGAAACAGUUUCAACAAAGUCUAUGUUCGAUUUACCUUAGGCUUUUCUGAACUGCACAUAUGACAGCAUCUUUGA